Rhinolophus ferrumequinum (greater horseshoe bat) is the source of this 2266-nucleotide messenger RNA. It is a transcript of the gene HRC, whose product is annotated as histidine rich calcium binding protein. The record is from RefSeq and is a predicted model, not a curated record. Gene Ontology annotation, molecular function: calcium ion binding. Bases 50 to 2008 code for a protein of 652 amino acids. The transcript has 6 exons. NCBI's taxonomy places the organism in Eukaryota, Metazoa, Chordata, Mammalia, Chiroptera, Rhinolophidae.
GUGGCAGCUGGAGCCAUCCUGCAAGAAGGUCUGCUGCCUGUCUGUCCCCAUGGGCCACGGUGGGCCAUGGCUGCACACUUCUCUCCUCUGGGUUGCCGUGGCCAGCCUGCUCCUCCCCCCUGCCAUGACCCAGCAGCUGAGAGGGGCUGGGCCUGGCCCUAGCAACUGGAACAACAAUGCAGGAGUCACAGGGCCCUCCGAGGACGCAUCAGGUGAGUUUGGCUACCCCAUCCACAGCCACAGAGGCCAUAGAGAUGAGAAUGAGGAUGUUUCCACAGAAAGUGGGCAUCAAUUCUGGAGCCACAGAGACCAUGGAGAAGAGGACGAAGAUGUCUCCAGGGAAUACAGUCACCAGCUCCAAGGCCACAGGUACCAAGGCCAUGAGGUCACAGACGAGAACAUCUCUGAUGAGGAGGUCUUCACAGAGCAUGCUUGGCAGGCCCAUGGGCACAGAGGCCAUGGGAAUGAAGACGUGGACGAUUCAGCUGAACAUGGGCCCCGCUUCCCCAGCCACAGGAGCCACAGCCAUCAAGAUGAGGAUGAGAACGAAGUUAUGUCCAGCGAGUAUCAACAUCAUAUGAUCAGGCGUGUACACCGAGGCCAUGGAGAAGAGGAUGAUGAUGACGAAGGUGAGGAGGAGGGUGUUUCUACUGAGUACGGACACCAGGCCCACAGGCACCAAGGCCACAAAGAAGAAGAUGAUGAUGUCUCCAAUGAGUAUGGACUCCAGGCCCACAGGCACCAAGACCACAGGAAGGACGAGGACGAAGAGGGCUCAGAUGAACAUCACCAUCCUGUCCCCAGCCAUGGAUACCGAGGCCACGAAGAAGAAGAAGAUGAUGAUGAUGGUGAUGAUGAUGAUGUCUCCACCAAGUACGGACACCAGGCCCACAGGCAUCAAGGCCACGGGAAGGAAGAGGAUGAUGUCUCAGGUGAACACCGCCACUAUGUCCCCAGCCACGGUCAUCAAGGCCACGGAGGCAAGGAAGAUGAGGAUGAGGAUGUGUCCACUGAACACUGGUACCAAGUUCCCAGACAUACCCACCACAGCCUGGGAGACGAGGAGGAGGAGAUCACAGUCAAGUUCAGCCACCAAGUUGCAAGCCACCAACCUCAAAGCCACAAGAGUACUGUGGAGGAGGACUUCCCAGAUGAGUAUAAAACAGAAGUCUUUGGCCAUCACCACCAUGGAAUCCCCAAGGAGGAAGAUGAGGACAUCUCUGUCAAGCUUAGCCACCAAGUUCUCAGUCAACAAGGCCAGAGAGAUGAAGGGACUGGCCACAGAGUGUCCGUCAAAGAGAUUAGCCACCAGCCUCCAGAACACACAGGGGUCAAGGAUAGAAGCUAUUUGAGGGAGAGAGAUUCUGAGGAAGAGGAAGAGAAGAAGGAAGACCACAGCUCCCAUGAGGAAGAUGAUGAAGGUUCAGAGCAGGGGGAAGAAGGCACCCACCAUGGCAGCCUGGACCAUGAGGAUGAGGAAGAUGAGGAGGAAGGUCAUGGCCUCAGCCUGAGCCAGGAGGAGGAGGAGGAGGAAGAAGAGGAGGAGGAGGAGGAAGAAGAGGAAGAGAGGAGGAAAGAGAGGCCUGAGGUUCAGGCCCCACUGAGCCAAGACCACCAAGAGGAAGAAGAGGAGGAGGGGCUGGAGGAAGAUGAGCUCCCCUUCACCAUCAUCCCCAGCCCAUUGGCCAGGAGGGAGGGAGCUGAAGGUGGCUCCAGUGAGGAGAGUGGUGAGGACACUGGUCCACAGGAUGCCCAAGAGUACGGGAACUACCAGCCAGGGUCGCUGUGUGGCUACUGCUCCUUCUGCAAUCGAUGCACUGAAUGUGAGAAUUGUCACUGUGAUGAGGAGAACAUGGGAGAGCACUGUGACCAGUGCCAGCACUGCCAGUUCUGCUACCUCUGUCCGCUGGUCUGCGAAACUGUCUGCACUCCAGGAAGCUACGUCGACUAUUUCUCCUCGUCCCUGUACCAGGCCCUGGCGGACAUGCUGGAAACUCCGGAACCCUGAUCCAGUCGCGCGGCUGCGGCAGAUAUACCUUCCCGGCCCUCCAACCCAUUUCCACAAACCAUAUUUAUUUAUCUGAAAAAAGGGCUCCCCGGAACCUCAUUGUCAACCGUGGAGUCUGGCUUCUCAGGGCACUGGGGAACGCGGGUGGGGACUGGGGACUUGGAUUCGUGGGUCUGAGGAAGGAGGAGCCUGGACUCCUGGGUCCUCGACGUGGUUGGUUUGCUUUCUUAAAGUCUUGACAAAUAAAUCAGUCAACAC